GGCGAGGCUGAGCGCGGAGAACAGACACGAGAGUCCGGUGAAACGUCCGUCAAUGAAUCCGGUGCGUUAACUGAGUUCGAUAGGGUGUGGAGAGAAAGAUGUGUUUGUGACCGGAGCUCGCAUCUUCAUUAAAUCGCUGAAUCUCCUGUUCUGAUCGGACGGCGCGCGCUCACGGUCCAGACGCGGCAGAAUGGACGGACUUUACGACCAACAAGUGCCUUUCAUAAAGUCUAAUAAUCCUCGGGGAAAGACGUCGAGCACGAGACCAGCGAAGGACAGAAAAAGAAAAUUCAUUAACUCUGACCUGGCGCUGGACACCGAGGAGCUGUUUCAAGAUCUCAGUCAACUUCAGGAGACCUGGCUCGCCGAAGCUCAAGUUCCUGAUAAUGACGAGCAGUUUGUUCCAGACUUUCAGAGUGAAAACUUGGGGCUCCACGGGCUGCAGUUGAGGCUGAAGCGAGAGCCUCACAGUCCCUGUGCUGAUCUGGGCUCAGCCUGCAGUCAGGAGAGGCCCUUCAGACUCCACUAUGGGGAGAAGUGCCUCUAUAACAUCAGUGCCUACGAGCAGAAGCAUCCGUCGGGAAUGAAGGCCUCCAGCCCAGUGUCGACCCCCUGCAGCACCCCUGUGUCCCCUGGACAGCAUGUGUCUCCCACUGCUGCCCCGACCCCAAAACCAGAGCGGACGUACCCACACCUCGCACCCCCACAGCCCCUGCCCGACAGUGCAUAUCCCAUAGACCACAGAUUCCGCCGGCAGUUGUCGGAGCCCUGUCAUUCGUUCCCCUCUCCUUCAAUGUCCCGGGACGGACGGCCCAUGUACCAUCGACAGAUGUCAGAGCCCAGCAUCCCCUUCCCUCCUCAGGGCUUCAAGCAGGAGUACGUGGACCCCCUAUUCGAGCAUCCGGCCAUGAUGGGGGCGCCGCUCCCCCAGCCGUACACACACUCCAUGAUGAUCAAGCAAGAGCCUCGCGACUUCACCUACGACUCAGAAGUGCCUAGCUGUCACUCUGUAUAUCUCAGACAAGAGGGAUACCUGGCACACAGUAACAGAACUGAAGGCUGUAUGUUUGACAAAGUUGCAAGGCACUUCUAUGAUGACACUUGUGUGGUACCGGAAAAGGCAGAGGGUGACAUAAAGCAGGAGGCGGGGCUUUACCGUGAAGGGCCGACCUAUCAGAGACGUGGCUCUCUGCAGCUCUGGCAGUUUCUAGUGGCUCUGCUGGAUGAUCCCUCAAACUCACACUUCAUCGCGUGGACCGGCCGGGGCAUGGAGUUUAAACUCAUUGAGCCCGAGGAGGUACUGACUAAUUGA
Molecule: messenger RNA, 1312 nt
Organism: Danio aesculapii
Lineage: Eukaryota; Metazoa; Chordata; Actinopteri; Cypriniformes; Danionidae
Gene: etv1
Product: ETS variant transcription factor 1
Exons: 11
Coding region: 191-1312 (373 amino acids)
Biological process (GO): regulation of transcription by RNA polymerase II; cell differentiation
Cellular component (GO): nucleus
Molecular function (GO): DNA-binding transcription factor activity, RNA polymerase II-specific; sequence-specific DNA binding
Source: RefSeq, a predicted model, not a curated record